CAUAUGAUUAACGCUAAUUAGAAUUUAGCAUUUGGUCGAAGAGUUUCUUUCAAUAUGGCGGCUUGCGCUGUUUUUCUCAGCUUGGCUUUUAUUUUGGGAAUCGAAACCAAUGCUGUUUCUUUGAAGCUUUCUACGUUUCUAACAUCUUACAAGAAGUGCUUACCGACGUCUGUGGAACGAGGCCCCUGUCACACCUGUAUCUGCACUGAACACGGCUACUACAAUUGUAUCCCGUUAUUCGAAAGCACCUGCAAGAACGAACAACUUAAAACCAAAGAUAUAAUACACAAUCAUAAAAAUUCAUGUAAUGCACAAAUGAGAUACGUUCAAGGAAAUUUAAUAUGUACAUGUUCUAAAAAUGGAGAAUGGAUGUCUGGGAAUUGCAUGAAAAAUUUUCAGUACCUAAAAUCCGUACAUCAUCUACGAAAAGGCAAUUACGAUGGUUUAGCACAUGCCAACUUUACAUGCACUCCAGAAAAAUAUUAUUUGGUUGAAUGCAAUGUGUGCUUGUGCCCUGUAACAGGCAAAAUGACAGCAGAUAAUUGUACAAAAAGGUAUUGCAAAAAAGGGUACAAAUCUGAAUCAUGCAAACCGGGUCAAUUUUUGCGAUUACCAAAUGAGAUUUGCACUUGUAGUGCAAAUGGAUAUUACAUUGAUCGCCUGUGCUUAAAAAUUGCCAACUUCCGAAUCCAAAGAAUAAUUGACAAGGAAUUAGCAGUGAUCUCUGACACAUCAUCGUUGCGAAGUCAAAUAAUGGGGAACGAAAUUUGCCAAAAGAAUCAGAUAUACCAAUCAGAUUGUAAUUUCUGUCAUUGUAAUAAUGUUGGGGUUUUUGUCUGUACGUCUAAACUGUGCACAGUUGAUAGCCCAAGGAAGUCGUUGAGAUAUAGUAUGAGCACUGGAGGUCCCAAAAAUAAUGCUGGUGCAAUACAACUGCCAGAACUUGAAAAGUUGGACCAGAAAUGUGAGCCCGGAGUGCGAUAUCGACACAAAUGCAAUAAAUGCCAAUGUUCAGCGAAUGGCGUUCCAAUUUGCACCACCAUGCUAUGCGUUGGAGAUUUUACCUUGACAAAAAUGACUAAUACACAAACCACAAGAGCCAAUAAAUAAACUUAGAAUGAUAUUUUUUACUAUUGUCGAAUUUUGUUUCAUAGAUUAAGAGAUUUUAUUGUUAUUUCAUUCCCUACUCUUUAGUAGCUUUUUCUGUUAAGACCCUCUUUCUGACUCUCUUUUGAUUUGAGAGUACAGUGUUCAUUUGUAAUUUAAUAUUACUAUACUUUUGUUCGUUUUACAUUUAAAAAACUUUUCAGUUCUAUAAUCUGUGUGUAAAUGUGAACUCUUGUAGUUAGUAUUGUGAUACCCAUGACUAACUUGACAUAAUUUUAGCCAAUGAUACCACUACCACGAUCAAUACGAAACCUAAUAUUCAAGACAUUCGAGACAUAAAAGAAGGCGAAAAUUGCACUCAAGGUCAAGUAUACAAAGUCAAUUGUAAUACAUGCCGUUGCGGUCCAUCCA
Molecule: messenger RNA, 1518 nt
Organism: Hyposmocoma kahamanoa
Lineage: Eukaryota; Metazoa; Arthropoda; Insecta; Lepidoptera; Cosmopterigidae
Exons: 3
Coding region: 55-1110 (351 amino acids)
Molecular function (GO): peptidase inhibitor activity
Source: RefSeq, a predicted model, not a curated record